AUGUCUUUUCUAAAUAGUCUGCUAGACAAUGAUGUUAAUUGUAUUAGUCAGCUUAGGAUGGAUAGGAGAACAUUUGAUACUUUAUGUCAGUUAUUAGACCAUGAUGGAUAUGUUAAAAGUGAUGGCAUUGUUACAUUGCAAGAGCAAGUGUGUAUAUUUCUGCACAUAAUUGCUCACCAUACCAAGAACCGUACAAUUAUCACUAGAUUUUUUAGAUCGGGAGAGACAAUAAGUCGAUAUUUCAAUUCUGUGUUGCAUGGAGUACUGCGCUUACAUAAGAUUCUGUUGAGCCCUCCAAAACCUAUAUCAGAUAAUUGUUUGGAUGAUAGAUGGAAAGUAUUUAAGAAUUGUUUGGGAGCUUUAGAUGGAACUUACAUUAAGGUGAAUGUACCAGAAAUCGAUAAGCCAAGAUAUCGUACAAGAAAGGAUUCAAGAGUACUCCGUGAUGCAUUAAGUAGGCCAAAUGGGUUAAGAGUACCAACCGAAAUGGAAGUUGGAGGUAGCAGUCACGAUAUCCGAGGGAUUGAAUCUAGACGUACAUGGAGCAAAGGGGAGGAAGAUGCUUUGCUGCUUAUUUUAUAUGAGGUUGUAGCUAGUGGGCAGCGGUGUGACACCGGAUCAUUCAAGCCUGGCACAAUUACUAUGAUUGAGAGGCGAGUGGCUGAGAUAUGUCCUAAUUCGGGCUUGCGAGCAAAUCCACACAUUGAGUCAAAGCUGAAAAAGUGGAAGAAACAAUACGGUAUAAUAUAUGAUAUGCUAAACAAAAGUGGCUUCGGAUGGAAUGACUCUCUUAAAUGUGUGGACGUUGAUAGUGACGAAGUUUGGAAAGCAUAUGUGCAGGUUUUGAAACUUUGGACAUCAGUUUUCAUUGAAUUUUUUCACUUGAUAUAUGAAGUUAUGUUUUUCUAUUCGUGGCAAAGGAAAAAUGAAAGACGUGUUAGGAAUAGAAUAACUAGGACUACCGAAUUGCGUACGUCUUUUAUAGAUAGUUUGUUGGACAAUGAUGUCACUUGUAUUAGUCAAUUGAGGAUGGAUAGGAGAACAUUUGUUAUUUUAUGUCGGUUAUUACGCCAAGAUGGAUAUGUGAAAAGAGAUGAUACUGUUACAUUGGAAGAGCAAAAUUGUUUGGGAGCAUUAGAUGGAACUUAUAUUAAGGUGAAAGUACCUAAAAUCGAUAAGCCAAGAUAUCGAACAAGAAAGGGUGAGAUCGCAACAAAUGUCUUAGGUGUAUGUAACCCGAAUAUGGAAUUUAUAUUUGUAUUACCGGGUUGGGAAGGCUCCGCUUCAGAUUCCAGAGUACUUAGAGAUGCAAUAAGUAGGCCAAAUGGACUAAAAGUACCAACCGCAAUGGAAGCUGGAGGUAGCAGUAACGAUAAUAGGUGGGGUGAAUCUAGGCGUACAUGGAGUAGAGGUGAGGAAGAAGCUUUGCUGGUUCUUUUAGAUGAAGCUGUAGCUAGUGGGCAACGUUGUGAUACGGGAGCAUUUAAACCUGGUACACUUAAUAUGAUUGAGCGGCAACUGGCUGAAAUGUGUCCUAACUCGGGAUUGCGAGCAACUCCACAUAUUGAAUCGAAGCUAAAAAAGUGGAAGGAGCAAUAUGGCAUCAUAUACGACAUGCUGAACAAAAGUGGAUUUGGAUGGAAUGACACUCUUAAAUGUGUGGAGAUUGACAGUGACGAUGCUUGGAAAACAUAUGUGCAGAGUAAUCCAAGUGCAAAAAGUUGGAGAGAUAAACCUUUCCCGAUAUAUGAGAGGCUUGCUAAUAUUUUUGGGAAGGAUCGGGCAACAGGACAUGGAGCACAAACUCCAAUUGAUUUAGUUAAUGAUAUAAAUAUGGAGCCUGACAAUGACCAAAUUGAUGAUGUGGGUUCUCCAAUGUCUAUGAAUCAAACACAUAGUCAACUGCCCACACAAUCCCAAUUAAGAGUUAGACAAGUUGGAGAAGUCUGAUAUCAACUAUCCACAAUACUUAGCUAUGGAGCUUGACAGGUUAGGAUUCCCUAUUACUGACAAUCUCAAAAUCUCUAAGGCAAUGAGAUCGGAUCCAUCGAACGUUGAGGUUUUCAAGAUUAUUAAAACCGAUGCGCAGAAGAUUGAAUUUGCUCGUGGAUUUUUGGAUAACUAAAUUAGUAUUGUUGUGGAUUAUAUAUUUAUGGAUAUGUAUGAGAGGAUGACAACUAUGAACAUUUGGAAUUGAAACUUAUGGACAUAUA
Ziziphus jujuba (common jujube) is the source of this 2213-nucleotide messenger RNA. RefSeq lists its product as uncharacterized. The transcript has 9 exons. Lineage: Eukaryota; Viridiplantae; Streptophyta; Magnoliopsida; Rosales; Rhamnaceae. The record is from RefSeq and is a predicted model, not a curated record. The coding region runs from base 1 to 1950 and encodes 649 amino acids.